Molecule: messenger RNA, 897 nt
Organism: Cutaneotrichosporon cavernicola
Lineage: Eukaryota; Fungi; Basidiomycota; Tremellomycetes; Trichosporonales; Trichosporonaceae
Gene: PUP1
Exons: 7
Coding region: 1-897 (298 amino acids)
Cellular component (GO): proteasome core complex
Molecular function (GO): threonine-type endopeptidase activity
Source: RefSeq, a predicted model, not a curated record
AUGGCAGCGACAGCUAGCCAGAUCGGCUUCGACUUUAGCAACUACGCCCGCAAUGAGUUCCUCGGAGUGCGCACCGCUCUCCCCAAGGCGACGUCGACGGGUACCACCAUCGUUGGCCUCAAGUACGGUGGCGGCGACUCUGGCGAGGAGGAAGGUAUCUGUCUCGGUGCGGACACGCGUGCGACUGCGGGUCCGAUCGUGGCGGACAAGAACUGCGAGAAGAUCCACUACCUCACUUCCUCGAUCCGCUGCUGUGGAGCAGGAACUGCUGCCGACACUGAAUAUGUUACCAACCUCAUGUCCUCCAACCUCGAACUCCACUCCCUCUCGUCUGGACGACCAGCGCGCGUGGUGACGGCCAUGACCAUGCUCAAGCAGUACCUGUACCGCUACCAGGGCCACAUUGGCGCGCACCUCGUUGUUGGCGGUGUCGACGCGACUGGACCUCACCUCUUCACGGUCCACGCGCACGGCAGUACCGACAAGCUGCCGUAUGUGACGAUGGGUUCCGGUUCGCUCAACGCCAUGGCCAUCUUCGAGGCCAACUACAAGGAGCACAUGACGCGCCAGGAGGCGAUCGACCUUGUCGCCCGCGCGAUCCGCUCGGGUGUGUUCAACGACCUGGGUUCGGGUUCCAACGUCGACGUGUGCGUCAUCAACAAGAGCGGGACGGAGAUGCUGCGCAACUACGAGACGCCCAACGAGCGCGGGAUCAAGUCACGCAACUACAAGUUCCGGCGCGGGACAACGGCGUGGCUCAAGGAGAAUGUGCGCGACCUCAUUGUCAGCGAGGAGGUCGCGACUGUUGGCGCGGGCAAGGCGCAGCCUGGGUUCACCGACAAGCCCGCCAUGACUGGCGGAGUGGGUGGCGCGGAGGGCAUGGACCUGGAUGUGUAG